Messenger RNA from Lampris incognitus (smalleye Pacific opah), 1107 nucleotides. RefSeq names its product RNA-binding protein Musashi homolog 1. Gene Ontology annotation, molecular function: RNA binding. NCBI's taxonomy places the organism in Eukaryota, Metazoa, Chordata, Actinopteri, Lampriformes, Lampridae. The transcript is spliced from 14 exons. The coding region runs from base 1 to 1107 and encodes 368 amino acids. Gene Ontology annotation, cellular component: cytoplasm. The record is from RefSeq and is a predicted model, not a curated record.
AUGGAGACGGAAGGGAGCCAGAGCAGCCUGUCCUCCACGGACUCCCCUCACGACCCCUGUAAAAUGUUCAUAGGUGGACUGAGCUGGCAGACAACACAAGAGGGGUUGAAAGAGUACUUCUGCAAGUAUGGCGAGGUGAAGGAGUGUAUGGUGAUGCGGGAUCCAGUUACCAAGCGUUCGAGGGGCUUUGGAUUUGUCACCUUUGUUGACCAGGCUGGUGUGGAUAAAGUUUUGGCCCAAACCAGGCACGAGCUGGAUUCAAAAACAAUCGACCCGAAAGUUGCCUUCCCUCGUCGAGCUCAGCCCAAGUUAGUGACUCGGACCAAGAAGAUCUUUGUGGGAGGCCUGUCCGUCAACACAACCAUAGAGGACGUCAAGCAGUACUUUGACCAGUUUGGAAAGGUCGACGAUGCCAUGCUCAUGUUCGACAAGACCACCAACAGACACAGAGGGUUUGGCUUUGUCACGUUUGAGAACGAGGAUGUGGUGGAAAAGGUCUGUGAGAUCCACUUCCAUGAGAUCAACAACAAAAUGGUGGAGUGUAAGAAGGCUCAGCCUAAGGAGGUAAUGUCCCCCACAGGCUCAGCCAGGGGGCGCUCUCGGGUGAUGCCCUAUGGAAUGGAUGCCUUCAUGCUGGGCAUUGGUAUGCUGGGUUAUCCAGGGUUUCAGACCACCACCUACACCAGUCGGAGCUAUGCUGGUAUCACCCCUGGAUACACCUACCAGUUUCCUGAAUUCCACUUAGAGAGGACCCCCCUUCUGACAUCACCCCACCCCCCCGAGCUGACAGCCAUUCCUCUCACAGCAUAUGGACCAAUGGCGGCAGCGGCGGCGGCAGCAGCAGUAGUUCGAGGUACAUUUAUGCAAAAAAAUUCUCAAACUGUGCCUUGGUUCUUGGUUUUGUUUUCAGGUUCCACCCCAUCUCGCUCAGCUGGGUUCUUAGGUACCAGCAGCCCCGGGCCUAUGGCAGAUUUAUACGGAACUGCCAAUCAGGACUCUGCUGUCAGCAGUUAUCUCAGCGCAGCGAGCCCAGCGCCAAGCACCGGGUUCGGUCAUAGUCUUGGGGGUCCUCUGAUUGCCACUGCUUUCACCAAUGGUUACCAUUGA